Molecule: messenger RNA, 2379 nt
Organism: Cladocopium goreaui
Lineage: Eukaryota; Dinophyceae; Suessiales; Symbiodiniaceae
Source: the annotation of a GenBank genome assembly
AUGGAUGCGAAUGAGAAAAUCAUGGCUCAAUGGCAUCAUAGCACUCUUCCGAUGGCCUAUGCCAUUUGCCACGGCAAUGGUGUUUGGAGACCAAGACUAAAAGGGUUUCUCGCCUUUCUGGUGGUGUUCAUUGCGUGUGUUUCACCUUGCGUAGCCCAGAAUGCGGAGGACACAGCAGUCGAAGAUGAGGCCAUCGACUUCAGCAUUGCCAACGAAGGUUCUGUGACCAGCACUGAAGAGGUCGUCAGCGGAGUGCUCCUAAUCUACGGGGAGAUUGACACCGACUUCUUGAGUUCAGGCGAUAUAGAUAUCGUAAUCAAGGAGACCUUGGGAAAGGUUUGCAAGAAUUUUGACAAACCGACCGGGGCACCAACUCUCACGAAGAUGUUUGUGGAUGUGCGAACCGUUGGGCAACGGCGCAUAGGCAUGAACUACAGCUGGCAGAUCCUUCCUCCUUUAGAAGCUGGAAAGGAUUGCAUCAACCGCUUGGCCAUGGUGGGCUUCGGCCCCAAGGAGCCGCCCUUCGACAAGUAUCCUGCACCGCCCCUGAGGCAGUUGCUGACGCAGGAGCUCAAAGCACAUCCCCCCACCAGGCUUUUGAACACCACGGCCUGGACCAUUAGCAUCCAGAACAUGUCUUGCGAUGAGCGGAAGGUCAUCAAGCACUGGAACCACUCGCGCAGCAUCGACGUUUUUCCCACGGAAGAGCCAGAAUGUCUUGGCUCAGACAGUAUCACGUGGCAGCCCAAUUUAGAAGGCGAGUUUGACGUUGCAGAGGUGGGAAGCUGCAAUACUGCUGGCUCCAAUGCUUGCGUUUGUGCGGCUUUGCCCAGCUGCGAGUGGGUCCCAGGAGUUAACGGCAUUGCCACCUGUGUCCAUACAGCGCUACCAGGUGUUCCAUGUGAGGCUUGCGCGUUGCAGGACCGAUGUGUCAUAACGCCUGCGAAGUUGUGCGCCUCAAAAUCCGCUCCUUGCGCUUGCGUCCUGGCACAGGGAGGAUGUAAUUGGAACAUGGAAAAGGGCAUUUGCGAGCUGAAUCCCACUGGGGGAACGGCAUGCAUUGCCUGUCCGCGACAAUACUUCUGCAGCACUCCAAAAAUCCGAGCCAAGAGCCCUCAGAACCUGGCUAUCAUGGGAUCGGAGGAAGUUGGUUGGCUGAUCAACAUGUCCUUCGACAGGGAGAUGGAGUUUAUGCACAUAGGAAUUGGUUCUGGUGUCCUCCUUCAGUGCCGCCCUGUGCGACCGGGAGAUUGGCCUCCCACCUUCGAAGUGGAGUACAGAAACCUGGAGAUCGAUCGCACCAUGUUGCACAUCAACGUCUUCGGACUGCCCAACGACGAAAACAGAGACUGCGAUGUGGUCAUCACGGACACGGCAGUCCGUGGUGUGGAUGCCUUGUUGCCCUUCAAUGGCCUUCCGGACAAUGAGAUGUUCGUCACGUUGCCGGAUGGCAUCCCACCUCAGGUGAAUUCCUUUAUGCCUGGAAACAGUGCUGUAUCAGUGCCCAUUGAUCCGAUCGUCCGUUUCUUCUUUGAUGAAACGAUCAAAUUCUGGAGAGAGAGCAACAUUGGGGUCUACACCUUGGGAGGAAAUCAAAGCGAUCGAGAAGCCGACAAGCUGAUUGCUGAACUCAGUAUUUGGAGUGCAGCGGUCACAAUCGAUCAAGAUACGUUGAUCGUGGAUCUCACUGGAAUCUUGAGCACAUCUACGUACUACUCCGUCACCAUUCCCAUUGGAGCUGUGAGUGACCUGUCCAACAAUCCCUUCCCAGGCAUCGCCCGCGGUGUCUACAUGUUCCAAACUGGAGCUGACGAGCGGGUGGAAGUGUUGCGAGAUACCACGGAAGAUGAUACCCUGAUGCACACCAUCAUCAUUAUCGUGGCAGGGUGUUUGGUUGGCAUCGUGGCUCUGGCAGCUGCCUAUAUGGCUUGCGACAAAGUACACAAGGUGCGCCGGAGGGCUCGAGUUGUGGCUCGCAAAGAGACCAUGGAGAUGAGCAUCGAGAAGGUGGACAUUGAGAAGCCACAGCUGCCCAAGUUGAACCAUGAUCUAGAUGAUGAUGACGGUUGGCCCAUGGAGCAUAUGCUAUCAUCUCCGGCGUCUCCCGCGUCUCCGUCCUCACAGACUCCCACGGCGGGGUCCAUUCGUCGCGCCAGCUCUGAGAAGAUCAAGGUUCCCAGAUCACCCACGUCGCGGCCCAAUGUCCAGGUCUUCUCAAAGCCUGAAGAACUCAAGACUCAGGUGCACACCCAGCUUCGCAAUGCUGGCACCGUUGUGAGCCUGGCUGACUAUCACAACAAGAGCUCUCAAAUGAUGCGGACCAUCGGUGGAAAGGCUGAUGACCGAAAGCGUCGCCUCUUGGUGUUGGAAGUGAUGUGA